Messenger RNA from Cladocopium goreaui, 2067 nucleotides. NCBI's taxonomy places the organism in Eukaryota, Dinophyceae, Suessiales, Symbiodiniaceae. The record is from the annotation of a GenBank genome assembly.
AUGUUAUUAUUGCUCUCAGGUGCUCCCCGCGCCACUUGCGGCCCGAAACCGCGCGGUACGCGAAGUGCCGCGGUGCGGCGGCACGGCCAAGGGGCGCAAGUGCAGGGCUUGGAGUGGUCCUCGCCGGAGGCGUGGCGCGCCACGGAGCAUUUUCUUCAACGACUGCUGGGCACUGGGGCUGGGGUGCCGACUGCUUGCCCUCACUGCAACCGGAAGUUCCGCCCCGACUCCUUGGCAAGACAUAGCCGGGUUUGUGUGAACGUCUUCCAGAAGCAACGGAAGGCCUUUGACGCCCUGCGGCAGCGCGUGCCACUGGAGUGCUUGACAAAGCUGCGGCGCCUCAAGGCCAAGGCCGAGGUGGGUCGCAUCCCAUCCUCGUGGCGCCAGCGAAGCAGAGCCUUUCGCCACGCAGUGCGGGAAGCGCGGCACGCCAGCGGUGAUUUGUAUGACAUUUGUCGUGGCUAUUCACCGAUAUCGGGUGGACCGCGGACCGAGGAUUUGAACGAGAAAUCGCCAUGCCCUCACUGCGGCCGGAAGUUUCUGGAAGUUCAUUUGGCACAGCAUGCGCCGGUCUGUGCCGAAGCUGCAAAGAGGUCGUGCCAAGGUGCAAGCGCUAAUCGACUGGGUACAGAUCUGAUUUUGGUAGGAGGUGCUCCCGUGAACACAGCGGUCGAAAGCAACAGUUUCCCUUGGCGCUUGGAAGUCGAAGACUUGGAUCCUGAAGAAGCGGCAGGCGGGGCGCAUGAUGGGCUUUCAGACUUGCUUUCGGGCGAGAGAACAGGGCUGCCCCUGGCUGCGAUGGCGUUGCUUACCAUGCGCCCCAUCUCACCCUUCGUUUCUGUGAGCCGCGGCCAAGGACAGAGCCAGAGCCGAGUGGCUUGCGCAGCGAAGGGGUAUGGCGUCCUGCGCAGGCUGAUGCAGUUGCAAGACGACUUCCUGUCCUUGCCCAAGACCAAGGAGUUUGUUCUGGACCGGGACUGGCCAAAAGAGCGGCUGUUGAACGUGGAAGAAUUUCUUCAGCACCAGGAGAAGUGGUGGAGUUGGCGGCCGAGCGCCAUGGCCGAGCGGGUGAGACAAGCUGAGAGCAUUGCAGCGGCGUUAUUGUGCUCCAUGGUCUACACAGCGCUGCUCUCCAGCAACAAACAGCUGCAGUUCUUGGACUGGCCAUACUUCUUCAUUAUGGGUACCUCAGCUUUCCUGGUGACCAUCUUCAAUGUCUCACUUCUCUGGUGGCAGAGACUCUGGCAUCUGAAACCUGGCCAGUUGAAGUGGGUGAUUCUGCGCGGAGCCUUGGGCAGCGCAGGGAACGCCCUGGGCAUUUUCGCGGUGCUGGCAGGGGCUCCGGUGGGUUCCAUCGCUGCGUUCCGCAGCGUGAACUCCAUCGUGGCCUCUCUGGGAACAGUGGCUCUGGGAGAGCAUUUUGGAUGGCUGCAUCUUUUGUCCGUGAGUUUGUUCGUGCUGGGUGCCACGCUGACGGCGGACCCAGAGGAGAUUAUGGCAACCAUGGGAACCACCCUGCUUGGCCAUGGCCUAGCGCUUGGGAGCGGCAUCUGCGGUGGCUGCUCCCAUUUGACGGGCCGCAAGAUCACUGAUGUCCACCCCUCCUUUCUGACGAUUUCAAACAUGUGCCACGGUUGGAUCUUAUACUGGACCCUGCACUUUAUUCCUCAAGUGCCAAGCGGAAACUUUCAGUCCAUGGAGGGCGCUCACCUUCACGGACUCCUGCUGUUGCUUUGCUUGCCAAUGAUCAUGCAUUUCGACACCACCUUUGGUGGUAUCGCAUCUCAGAGAUGUUCAGCUGCUGUGGCAACCACUGUGAUAACAUCAGUGAACAUGCUCCUGGGCUAUGGCUUGGAUUACUUCAUCUCGCACCACCGGAUGAAGUUUCUGACCCUGCUGGGCUCCACGUUGAUCUUCCUGGCGGUGCUCACCAUGCUCUUUGCCGCGUCGACGUCGAUGUCGAGAAGAAGCAGCGAAUACAAGGCUUCCUCGACGAAGGUGGAGCACGCCAGAUCACAGGAGUUGUCGAAUCUACUACCAUUGGAGGACAAUGCCAACACCAUUUGA